AUGAAAGAAAUCUUUACCAGAAAGAGAUCUAUUAGUGAGGUAAAGGUAGUUGCUUUUAAUGAAGAAUGUAGUACUAUAUUACAGAAUAAAUCUCCACCUAAACUAAAAAAUUCGGGUAGCUUUUCUAUUCCAUGUCACAUUGGUAAUCUGAUUAUUAAAAAAGCGUUAUGUGAUCUGGGUGCUAGUGUAAGUGUUAUGCCAUUAUCUGUGAGCUCUAAAUUAGAUAUGGGUAAAUUAAAAGCUACCAAUAUUACUCUACAAAUGGCCGAUCGUUCCGUUAAAUACCCUUUAGGUGAUUUAGAGGAUGUUCCUGUUAGGGUUGGUAAAUUUUGUAUACCUGUUGACUUUGUUAUUCUUGAUAUGAAGGAAGAUUUGCAAAUUCCGAGUAUUUUGGGUACACGAUUGGGGGAAGAUGAAUGGUUGGAUGGAUUUGAUUGGUUGAUUUUGAUGCAUAUUUGUUAG
This is a messenger RNA of Amaranthus tricolor (Joseph's coat), 462 nucleotides long. RefSeq lists its product as uncharacterized. The coding region runs from base 1 to 462 and encodes 153 amino acids. NCBI's taxonomy places the organism in Eukaryota, Viridiplantae, Streptophyta, Magnoliopsida, Caryophyllales, Amaranthaceae. The transcript is spliced from 2 exons. The record is from RefSeq and is a predicted model, not a curated record.